Molecule: messenger RNA, 318 nt
Organism: Trypanosoma cruzi
Lineage: Eukaryota; Euglenozoa; Kinetoplastea; Trypanosomatida; Trypanosomatidae
Exons: 1
Coding region: 1-318 (105 amino acids)
Source: RefSeq, a predicted model, not a curated record
AUGGACUAUAAUCUUGAAUACGGCGAGGAGCAGCGAGAGUACCUUGAGCGUGUCGGGAUGCGCGAGUAUCUCGAGACCUUCGUUGCCGAAGUCGUUCGCCAAAAGCCAAAUGACAUAUACGCCUUUUUGCAUGACUGGGCAAGCGCACACUGCCAGAAACAAACGAAAAUGACGCCAACAGAAGCCUCCAUCAAGAUUCAGUGCGCACAACGUCAAAACGUGGCAAUAAAAGAGAUGCGCAGCCGACAACGCAAGGUAAAUGAGCUUUUAGAGCAGGAAGAGACGGAAAGAGCCAGAAAGGUUGAAAUGGAGGGAUAG